CUGGUGAAAUGUUGUAUCUUUUUGUUUAAAAAAUGUUUAAGCCUUCAUAGAUUGGCAGUUUUUGACCCUUCUCCUAUUUUAGGAGACUGUGGAAAUAGCUGUGUCUUCCCAACAUUGGCACUAUUGACAUUUUAGGCUGGAUAUUUCUUUGUUGUAGGGGCUGUCCUGUGCAUUGUAAGAUGUUUAGCAGCAUCUCUGGACUCUGCCUACUAGAUGCCAUAGCACCGUGCUCCCCUAGUUGUAAGCACCAAAAAUAUCUCCAGAUAUUGCCAAAUGACCCUUGUGGUGCAAAACUCCUGAUGGUUGAGGACCAGUGGUACAGAGCGCGUUGCAGAUUCACACAGAUGGUUCCUGUUACCUCUCUUGUGACUGAGGAGCUCCAGAAAUUAGAUGUGAGGCAUAUUCCUCCUUAUCUUGGGGUGUGAGUGGAUACAAAAGAAGGGGAGUUGGAGGAAUGGACGUAGGUAUAUCUCAGAGUCCAGGGAGUGCGUCAGAGUUCUUUUUGAGCAAGUGAUAGCUGUCAGAAACCACAGUAACCCAAUAUAUAUUCUAUUAUAUAUUCAGCAAGUGUUUGUUAAAUGCCUACUAUCUGCUAGGUACUAUAAGGGGCACUGGGUAUUUCAUGUUAAAAAGAUGUGAUUGCUACUUCGUGAAGCUUAAGGUUUAGAGGUAGACACAGACAUUUAGUAAGUAAUUUAUAAAUAGUAUACAUGCUGUUGAAGGAAAAGAACCAGAUGUCAUGAGAGAAUAAAAGAGGGGCUUAUUUAGAGUAGAGCUGGUAGCCGUUGAAGGCUUCUACUAAACCUGUAGGUUUUCACUAGAUUUGGGGAAGGGACUGAUAAGAGUGUUCCAAGUGGAGUGAAUAGCAUGUAUUUGAAGUUGCAAGGUGUCAAGGUGGGAAAGAUUCAGCUUUUCAUGGAACUGAAAAAAUGCUAGUUUGAUUGGAGAAUGAUUGAAUGAGAAAGGAAAAGUCGAUUUAAAAUAAGGGGGGAGAGAUGGUCAUGGGCCAGAUAAUGUCCCUUGUGGGUGAAGAGUUGGGAUAAUAUUCAAAGUGCAGUGGGAAGCUCUGUAAGGAUGAUAAGCAGGCGAGUGAGACAAUCUGUUUUACAUUCCAAAGUGAUUAUUCUGGCUGCGGUGUCGAGUAUGUAUAGGAGAGAGGCAAGAGUAGAGUUAGGGAAACCUAGUAAAGCUGUGGUAGGUAGCUGAAACCUAAUGGGUGAUAAUGAUAUUAGGUUGAUGACAGUGGAGGUAGAGGGAAAUGAACAGAUUCCAAAGAGAUUUUGAAGGUAGCAUUAAUAAAAAUUAUAAUAAUUUGAACGUGGGUGGUGAAGAGCGGAAGAUGUGCAUGGUGACUUCCAGAAUUCUGGCUUGAAUGAAUGGAUUCAGUUGCCAUUACUGAGAUGGAGACCACCAGUACGAAGCAUCUUGCAUGAGGGAACAUAGAAGAGCUAGAGUUCAGCUUUAGAUGUGGGAAGUUGGAGAUGCCUGUGAAGUAUCUUAUUAGAGAUAUCAAGGAGAUAAACAUAACACACACACUGGUGUUGAAAAUAGGAAUCUGGUGUCCAGAGGAGAGGACGUAGAUUGGAAAUGAUAAGUUGACAGUUGUCAGCAUAUAGAUGAUAAUAUUGUCUAGGAAGAGAAUGUGUCUUGAUGAGAGAAUUGGGGCCAGGGCUGAACCCUGAGGAAAUGUGAUGUUUAGAGGUUCGGUAAAGAGGAGCAACAGGCAGAGAGAGGACUAAGAUGCUUGAGAGGUGGGAACCAAAUCGGUAGAGUGUGAUGUCAUAGAAACCAAGCUGUGUUCCACAGGGCAGUUGGGAGGGGAUUAUGGUCAACUAUGUCUAAUGUUCUGAGAGUACUAGUAAGCCUGCCUUGUUGCUGAUGACUCCUUAGACACACUGAACUAUUCUGAUUUCUUAUAAUACUUGAGGGGCAUGGGGUUUUAGCCACCGGUGGAGAUUAGGGCCCAAACAGGGAAAGGAUCUUAAGAAAAUUUGUAGCCUGUUGGAUUGGAGCAGCUUUCCUAACCUUUUCUGUAAGAAGCGUAGCACAGAAAAACUAUUCUAAUGGUAAGCUUUGAGUACAGCUGACACAUGACCCGCUCUUAGGGAAUACGCCACCCAUAGCAGCAAGAUAUAAACGUGAACAUUUGUCAUGUUCUCUCUAAUAUAGUUCUUUUCCUUGGUGAUAAAAGUUGCUUUCCACUUCAUACAUCAAUACUACUUCAAAAUACUGCAGAUUUGCGUAAUAAAUACUUUCUAUUCCCUGAAUAUGGAUAUGAGAAUUUGAAAAUUUAUAUUUAGGGUAUUUGCGCAACAUCUUUCUUGUUUCAGUUUUUCCUUUUGCCUCAUCUUAGAUCUUAGCAAAGAUACUCAUUUGUUGCUAGUGCCAGGAAGCAGGCAGUUUCCAUGGUAACUGACAGACUGAGUUUACUGUGGAAAUUUCCGGAAUUAACAGAGCUGCAUUGCAGAAGGAUGCAUAAAGCAGUAUUCAUCUAGAGAUCCUAACAGUAUGGACACAGAAGAACAGUUGCAGUGGUGUGCAGGAGAGAGACUGAGAACACACAGCAUUGAAUCGUCAGGAAAACUGAAGAUCUCCCCUGAACAACACUGGGAUUUCACUGCAGAGGACUUGAAAGACCUUGGAGAAAUUGGACGAGGAGCUUAUGGUUCCGUCAACAAAAUGGUCCACAAACCAAGUGGGCAAAUAAUGGCAGUUAAAAGAAUUCGGUCAACAGUGGAUGAAAAAGAACAAAAACAACUUCUCAUGGAUUUGGAUGUAGUAAUGCGGAGUAGUGAUUGCCCAUACAUUGUUCAAUUUUAUGGUGCACUCUUCAGAGAGGGUGACUGUUGGAUCUGUAUGGAACUCAUGUCUACCUCGUUUGAUAAGUUUUACAAAUAUGUAUAUAGUGUAUUAGAUGAUGUUAUUCCAGAAGAAAUUUUAGGCAAAAUCACUUUAGCAACUGUGAAGGCUCUAAACCACUUAAAGGAAAACUUGAAAAUCAUUCACAGAGAUAUCAAACCUUCCAAUAUUCUUCUGGACAGAAGUGGAAAUAUUAAACUCUGUGACUUUGGCAUCAGUGGACAGCUUGUGGACUCCAUUGCCAAGACAAGAGAUGCUGGGUGUAGACCAUACAUGGCACCUGAAAGAAUAGACCCAAGUGCGUCGCGACAAGGAUAUGAUGUCCGCUCUGACGUCUGGAGUUUGGGGAUCACAUUGUACGAGUUGGCCACGGGCCGAUUUCCUUAUCCAAAGUGGAAUAGUGUAUUUGAUCAACUAACACAAGUCGUAAAAGGAGAUCCUCCACAGCUGAGCAAUUCUGAGGAAAGAGAAUUCUCCCCAAGUUUCAUCAACUUUGUCAACUUGUGCCUUACAAAGGAUGAAUCCAAAAGGCCAAAGUAUAAAGAACUUCUGAAACAUCCCUUUAUUUUGAUGUAUGAAGAACGUACCGUAGAGGUCGCAUGCUAUGUUUGUAAAAUCCUGGAUCAAAUGCCAGCUACUCCCAGCUCUCCCAUGUAUGUCGAUUGAUAUCGCUGCUACGUCAGACUCUAGAAAAAAGGGCUGAGAGGAAGCAAGACGUAGAGAAUUUUCAUCCCGUAUCACAGUGUUUUUAUUGCUCGCCCAGACACCAUGUGCAAUAAGAUUGGUGUUCGUUUCCAUCAUGCCUGUAUACUCCUGUCACCUAGAACGUGCAUCCCUGUAAUACCCGAUUGAUCACACAGUGUUAGUGUUGGUCAGAGAGACCUCAUCCUGCUCUUUCGUGAUGAACAUAUUCAUGAAAUGUGGAAGUCAGUACGAUCAAUUUGUUGACUGUGAUUAGAUCACAUCUUAAAUUCAUUUCUAGACUCGAAACCUGGAGACGCAGCUACUGGAAUGGUGUUUUGUCAACUUCCAAAUACUGGAAGUAUGUGGUGAUGGAUGUACUAUGUCUGAACCUAGAGACUCGGGCUUGAGUGAGAAGAGCUUGCACAGCCAGCGAGACACAUUGCCUUCUGGAGCUGGGAGACAAGGGAGGAAUUUCCUUUCUUCACCAAGUGCAAUAGGUUUACCGAGUUGAUAUUCUGUUGCUUUACAGUCCCAGUUGAUGUGUGGGGAUCGAUGUGCUCAGCCAAAUUUCCACUUUGAAAUAUGUUAAAUUAGAAUGAAUUUAUCUUUACCAAAAACCAUGUUGCAUUCAAAGAGGUGAACAUUAAAAUAUUGAGACAGGACAGAAUGUGUUCUUUUCUCCUUUACCAGUCCUUCUGCUCUUCAUUGGGAAGACUCAGGAGUCUGCCACUUGUCCAAGAAGGUGCUGAUCCUCAGAAUUUUCAUUCUCAGAAUUCAGUGUGCUGCCAACUUGAUGUUCCACCUGCCACAAACCAGCAGGACUGAAAGAAGAAGAAGAACGGAGGGCAAAGUUUACAGAUGGUUUAGCUCUAGUAUCUCAUCUGGGACACUUGUAGCAGCUAUGUAUUUCCCCAUGGUCCCGAGCCUGAUACUUCAGCCAUCGUAACUCGCUAACAGGGAGAAGCAGCUAGUAGCAAUGUGCCUUGAUUGAUUAGAUAAAGAUUUCCUGUAGGCAGCAAAAGACCAAAUCUCAGUUGUUUGCCAUCACUGGUCCACGUCUUCAGUUUCUGAAUCUCUCUCCCUACCCGUCUGUUGCUGCUAUGUGACUUUUUUGCUUAAUCCAAUAUUUUGCCUUUUUUUCCUAUAUCAAAAACCUUUAUAAUUACCAGGGAUGUUCUUUACCAAGGAUUUUUGGCCCCAAAUCUCUUAUAUGCUCUAAUGUUUAAAAGGCUGAGACACGUGGGGCCCAGCUGAUGUGAUAGGUGAUAAAGAAGCAUCUUUUCUAGAGACAGAUUUGACCAGAUGAGAAUCUGAAAUGACAGACUUUUAGAUAAGCUCGUCACCUCUGAGAAUCUCUAGCAAGUCACCACCAUUUCUUGACAUUGGAAUCCAAAACAAAACAAAACAAAACAAAAAACCCUUAACAGUUAGGAGAGGCCGCUGAGAUCUGCCGUCUUUUGCCGUGCUUCCUCUCUUACCCGUUAGCUAGGUUCUCCUUAGGUUUUGCUCUGGCCGCCCUGGCACUGAGCAUUAGGCUCUGUGCAACAGUUAAGCAGCACUGUGAGUGGUUCGAGCACACUGGAAUAUAAAACAGCCAUGAUCUGAGAUGCACGUGAUGCCAUUACAGAACCAAAUGGUGGCAGGUAUUGCUGUGUCUCCCCCCAGAGUGACAGUCAUAAACACUAUAAAACAAUAAAGGGAGAAUGGUGCUGUAUAAAGUUACAUCCCUGUAAAUUUCAGAAUUUAAAAUGAUUUAUCGCUUUGGUCCACAUGCCUGAUUUUCCUGUUUUCUCCCCCACGGCAUCCUAAACCUUAGCCUUCCCAGUGUUCUGAAAGGAAGCAUUGCUCUGUGUCUUCCUUUGACACCAAGCCAUCAUCCUCCAUUGCUCCCGGGGACUCAAGAGGAAUCUGUUUCUCUGCUGUCAACUUGCGGUCUGGCUCAGCAUAGGGUCACUUUGCCAUUAUACAAAUGGAGGUAAAAGCAAUUCUGACUGUCCAGGAGCUAAUCUGACCGUUCUAUUGUGUGGAUGACCACAUAAAAAGGCAAUUUUAGUGUAUUAUUAAUCAUAGAUUAUUAUAAACUAUAAACUUAAGGGCAAUGAGUUUAUUACAAUGUAUCUUUAUUAAAACAAAAGGGUGUAUAGUGUUCACAAACUGUGAAAAUAGUGUAAGAACUGUACAUUGUGAGCUCUGGUUAUUUUUCUCUUGUACCAUAGAAAAAAUGUAUAAAAAUUAUCAAAAAGCUAAUGUGCAGGGAUAUUGCCUUAUUUGUCUGUAAAAAUGGAGCUCAGUAACAUAACUGCUUCUUGGAGCUUUGGAAUAUUUUAUCCUGUAUUCUUGUUUGAAUUCCUCCUCUAUUUAAGAUAUAUACAUGGAAUCGAAGUGUUUAUGUAAUAGUUAUAUCCUUUUGCCUGCAGGUCAGUUGUAAUAAAUCUAGGAUGUGAUGAUGACUUUGUAAUUUGAUUUUCUCAAGUCAGACCCCGAGAGGGGAAAAUCAAGUAAAUUUCCAUUAAAUUAUCUGUGCAUUUCA
Equus caballus (horse) is the source of this 6073-nucleotide messenger RNA. It is a transcript of the gene MAP2K4, whose product is annotated as mitogen-activated protein kinase kinase 4. Lineage: Eukaryota; Metazoa; Chordata; Mammalia; Perissodactyla; Equidae. Gene Ontology annotation, biological process: MAPK cascade; protein phosphorylation. The record is from RefSeq and is a predicted model, not a curated record. Gene Ontology annotation, molecular function: JUN kinase kinase activity; ATP binding.